Molecule: messenger RNA, 1527 nt
Organism: Colletotrichum truncatum
Lineage: Eukaryota; Fungi; Ascomycota; Sordariomycetes; Glomerellales; Glomerellaceae
Product: sugar transporter
Biological process (GO): transmembrane transport; carbohydrate transport
Cellular component (GO): membrane
Molecular function (GO): carbohydrate:proton symporter activity
Source: RefSeq, a predicted model, not a curated record
AUGGCGAUGUCAGGGAAAGUUUACAGUUGGUACUCCGCCCUUUUGGCGGCAAUGUGCAUGGUUCUCUAUGGCUUCGAUGCUUCCGUCUUCAAUUCCGUCCAGGCGUCAGACAACUGGCUGAGAUACUUCGACCUCAACAAGGAUGAGGACACUCAACUCAUUGGUCUCAUCAACACGGCCUACACCAUUGGCGCUAUUGUUGCCGGUUUCUUCAUGGGCGGCCCCCUGGCUGACUGGGGUGGACGUCGUGUCGGUAUGGGUACUGGCUGUCUCGUCACCAUCGUUGCUGCUUUCAUGCAAGCGUUUGCGCCGCGUCACAACUUGGGCGUUUUUAUUGCUGGACGUGUCAUCAUCGGUAUCGGCCAGGGACUGGCUUUGACUGCUGGACCCGUCUACAUCAACGAGAUUACCCCCGCCGAAAUCAGAGGUGUUGUCAUGACCUUCUGGCAGCUCAACUUCUCCGUCGGCUCUUUCAUCGCCUACUGGAUCAACUACGCCUGCAGUCUGAACCGCGAGAAGCUCGGCGACUGGGACUGGCGCAUGGUCGUCAUCUUCCAGAUCCUCGUUCCCACCAUUGUCUGCGCCCUGCUGUGGACCAUCCCCGAAUCCCCCAGAUGGUACAUCAAGAAGAACAAGCCAGAGAAGGCUCGCAAGGCCAUGCUCUCCCUCCGAAACAGCGAAGAAGACGCCGAGCAGGAGCUUCUCAGCAUCCGCGAGGCUAUCGAAUACGAGAAGGAGGCCAUCAGCACCAACUACACCGCCCUGUUCAAGGACCCCUCGGUCCGCAAGCGUCUCUUCCUGACCAUGAUUCUCAACGUCGGCCAGCAGCUUACCGGCCAAGGCACCCUCAACAACUACUCCACCGCCAUCUACCGCAAGGUUUGGCCCGACACGAGAACCAUCAACCUCAUCAACGCGCUCAACGGAACCUUUGGUAUUCUCUUCACCCUCAAUGCCAUGUGGACCGCUGACCGAUAUGGACGUCGAUGGCUGUUCAUGGUCGGUGCCGUUGGUAUGGGUCUCUGCAUGGUUCUCGUCCCCGUCGUCAGCUUGACCACUCCAGACCUUCCGGGAGGUGUCAAGUCGCAGUCGGUUGGCAUCGCAAUCGUUUUCCUGCUCUUCUUGUUUGCGUUCUUCUACAAGCCCAGUUGGGGCGCAACCGUGUGGAUCUACACUGCCGAGGUCUUCUCCAUGAACAUCAGAGCCCAGGCCGUCGGAAUGUGCUCUCAGUCACAAAACGUCGCCAACACGAUUUUCCAGCAGUUCUUCCCCACGUUCCUCAAGAACACUGGUCUCAAGUGCUUGUUCUUCUUCAUGGCGGUCAACUUCCUCCUCGUCGCAUACGUCUGGUUCUUCAUUCCCGAGACCAAGCAGGUCCCCUUGGAAGAGAUUGACGUUCUGUUCGGUGGCGCCAACCACGUUGAGAAGGGCAGUCAACUCGUCGGACUCGGCCCCCACACCGAGGCUGCGGAGAUUACUAUCGACGAGCAAAAGAAGAAGAAUGACACGCAGACCAAGGAGGUUUAA